AUGAAGGCAGGGCUUACACAGGCACUGGGUCAGUGGUAUGUACAGUACAAUCUAAAAGGAUGUAACUAUGAGAGCUCCGAUAACUACAAAGACUACACACAGUAUCUGGUCCGAGGCGGAAAAGGAAGGUUAAUAAGUUACGACACAUGGAGAAAUGAAGAUCUGUGUAAUACACUGUCAUCACAACGUAUCCGACAAAAAGUGCCAGGGGUGUAUACAAACAAAGACCCAAUAGGAGCUAUAUGGAGCGGGACUGUUAUUGUAGUAGCCAUUGACUACAAACGAUACAAGAUACUGUGGGGCUGUGCCAAGAUGUCAGUAAGGGGCGACCUAUGUGACGAUCCUUUCUUAAUUAUAUACACAAGGACGCCCAAAGCGGACCCUAAAACGUUUGCUACUAUUAACAACGCACUUCGGCAGAUAUUUGGUUUUUCACUCGGAAGUCUGCCAAGAAGCUAUCACGUGAUGCCUUGUCCUAUGUACGCUCCGGCACUUAUAGGCGACAGAGGAAAAUGAGUAUGACAAAAGUCGUGGCAUACAUGUUACACAAUCAAACUACAACGACUGAUUUUAAUAUACAACCACCUUCAUGAGUAUGCCUAAAUCAACAUGUGGACAGUUCGAAGAAUGGGACUCCAUUGUAUUAUAUCCUUUCCGCAGCCUUAACGUACUAAAACGUAUUAGCGUCUGGUGGCCUUUUCACGCUUCCGUAGAAACAACAUUUAUUACACGAAACUUAUUUUGAAAACAUUUCUGAAAUGUCUACGUCUGCACUUCUCAAAUACGAUUAUAUCUUACAUCUGAGGCAUAUACUGACACUCGGACAACAUCAAAAAUGACAUUUUGAGCGAUUUGAUGAAGUUCCAAAAUUAUCAAUGUACCCUUGAUCCGUUACGGACCCCUGUGGGAUUUGUGUUUAUCUAGAGCUCAAAUAUUGUUUCAUAGAUUAAAAGCUGACAUGCUGUACUAAAGCCCAGGUAAUUUCAAUUCCUAAUAAAGUGCUGAAAAUUGGCACCCCAAUAGCAAAAAGAAAAGUCCACGAGCAUACAUUUAAAAGGGAUGCCCCUGCGCGUGACCCCUGACUAUCUACGAAUCAAAAUGCGGCUUUCUUUUUCAAGUUUAGCAUUUCUACUUUCAUUUUAUUUACUUCCAGAAAUAGCUGAAGGUCGAGUGACGUCAUUUUCUGUGUUGUCAAAAACAUACAUAUGCCUGGCGAGAUUGCAUAAAUAUGUGCUGGCCGUCCUAAGGAUAUAGCUAUUUUGUUAACAUGUAACAUCUUACAAUAAAUGUAUUGAAAACAAAGUAUCUAUAUCAAUAUAUAUGUUAUGAUAUGAUUACACUUCGCUAUAAUACUCUCCACUUCU
Molecule: messenger RNA, 1364 nt
Organism: Mercenaria mercenaria
Lineage: Eukaryota; Metazoa; Mollusca; Bivalvia; Venerida; Veneridae
Exons: 5
Coding region: 1-516 (171 amino acids)
Source: RefSeq, a predicted model, not a curated record